Molecule: messenger RNA, 2020 nt
Organism: Durotheca rogersii
Lineage: Eukaryota; Fungi; Ascomycota; Sordariomycetes; Xylariales; Xylariaceae
Exons: 1
Coding region: 104-1957 (617 amino acids)
Source: RefSeq, a predicted model, not a curated record
CCUAACGUCUUAUUCCCCCGGGGGCUUUCCAUCCUUCUGUACUGUCCGUUUCAACCUGUACACUACUUAGCUAUCUAAUAACAAGCCUCGAACCUCCUCCGAUAUGCCGAAGCCGCUCGCCAUCCUCGGGAUACCUCUUCGCCGAGUAGGCCCGCGACGUAUCUCCCUCCUCCUGACGCUCGUGGGCCUAUUCGUCUUGUUCACACUCCUCUUCACCCUACCCAAUGCUAUGCCGACGGGACCCAGUCUGUCUAAAUCCAUCGCCGACCAUAAAUUCUCCCUACCGAAAUAUAAGGAUACGCUCUCGUCGCUGAAUCCUUUCCGGCCCGCUUCCCACAAACCCCCGGAGCAGAACAACUCAACAUACGGUGGGAGUUCGUGGUAUUCAGAUUGGAAUUGGAAGAGCCCAUUUUCCUCGUCUGUAACGUUAGAUGAGAACCGGUCCCUUCUCCCGCCCUUGAAGGAGAGGCCUCCCAUCUAUUGCUAUUAUGACACCACCGCCCAGCGGGAUGAUGCUACCAAAGAGGCCGAGAGCGCGCUGCUGCUCACGUGGCGACGCGCCUGGUGGGCGCAAGGAUUUGAGCCCAUUAUCUUGAGCGCAGCAGAAGCUAUGAACAAUCCGUUCUAUGACGAAUUGCAGCGGCUGGAAAUGGAGCCGACUUUCAAGAAGGAUAUGAUGCGCUGGCUGGCGUGGGAGAACAUGGGUGGCGGACUUCUGUCUCAUCAUCUAUUGUUUCCGAUGGCGCCUCGCGAGGACCCUUCACUGUCCUUCCUACGAAGGGGCGAGUACCCCGGCCUGACGAGAUGGGGAGGUCUUGAAAAUGCCUUGUUCGCCGGGUCGAAAAAUACGGUAGCUACGGCUAUCAGACAAGCCCUCCAGAGCCCCAAGAGAAAGUCGGCCAAGGACUUUAUCGCCGCCGUCCCCGACGAAACUUUUCUCAUUGACUCAUCCUACCAGUCCUUUGCCUUCUACGACAGUAAGACUGUUGAGAAGAGCUAUAAAAAAGUGGCAGAUGAGGUAGUAGCCGAUCGCCCCCGAGGCUUGAAAAGCUUAAAUGGCCUUGUCAAUGCCCAUCUGCAAAGUACCUGGCAGGAUAUUUUCUCGGGGGGCAUUGCUGUCCUCAAGCCUAUGCCGGCUCAUACAACGCACAUGAUCGAGCUAGCCUUCGAAUUGGCAACGACGAUUGCGACUUGCAGUGAUAGCCCGAUACCGACGUCUUGUCCACCGAAUCUCCCAAAAUGCACUCCCUGUAUUUCUUCGCCCCCGAUGAAGAUCUCAACGCCGGUGCACUACCGCAACACGACCAAUCUAUAUACAAUAGCGACUGUGCCGCACCCGUACACUUUGCGCAUGAUGGACUCGCUCCGCGAUACGAUAGACGUUGAUUGGAUUAGGCGCGAGACACAACGCGACGAAUGGCUUUAUAGCGUCUUCCAGGAACUUCUCGGCGCUGAGAUAUCCGGCUCGGCGCGGGUUGUUAAAUUCAAAGACGCCGUGGCUGGGGAGUUUGCCACUUCGCACACUCUCUGGUUGACGGCCGAGAAAGACACGAUCCCGCAUGACCUGGACUGGUGGUUCGGCUUCGAGAUUCCGCGGAACACGUCCGGCGAUAAGUCGGAGGCCCCGGCUCCGGCGCGGAAGCCGAAACCAGACCACAAUCCGGCUGAUUCGCCGAUCCCGGGUGCCGAUGAGCUUUCGCGCGAACCAGCCCUCCUAGCGAGGGCACGCGAGGUAGUUAAGAGCAAGGCCGAGCGGGACGUGCGCGUGCGCAGCGCCGUCGAGGCCUGGAACCUGGCCGACACGGAAGCCUGGCGAUUCGCCCGCGCUUUCUUAGCGCGCUCAAGGGUCGAGAGACUCAAGUGGGAAGAGGAAGAGAGCAAGUACGCCGGGGGUGUAGGGAUCGAUAAGAGAAAGGGGCGUGGAGGCGGUUGGCUGCGAUGGGGAGAUGACGAUUGAGAUAUGUAUCAAAACACGUGAACCGCGCUGCGUAGGGAAAAGGAGAUCGCGGGAAGGACGUGU